CUUCUUUCUCCUUCCGUCUCAUUUCGUCUAUAUUUCUCCGCCGCGCGUUUGCCUUUCAGAUAAGUCCUCUUCCCCCCUUUUCUCUUUCUCUGUCUCUAGAUUUUCAUUUCCGCUUGCUUCUCCUUCGUUAGAUCCGAAAUCUCUGAUCGGAUUCUAGAUCUGAGGUUCAACUUUGGGUUUUUUUUUGAGGUUCUUGAAAUCCAAUUCGAUCGGAUCUGAUUUGGGGGCCUGGAAACUCUGGGUUUGUAGAAAUCUAAAUCAAUGGGUCUAGUCUUUCUAUGACAUUAUGUAUCGUAUCCGUCUGCUUCACUCGUUCUCCGUUGUCUUCCUCUACUGGUUCUACGUUUUCUCAUGAAUUAAUCGCAUCAAUUCCUUGCCUCCAAUUCGAAUCCCAAUCCUAAUUUUAUUUUCGCCCCAAUUCUUUCAACCCUAAUCUAAUUUAGGUAACAAACAUCAAUUCCUAAUUUUUGCAAUUCUUGGGUAAAUUACCCGAAGAAAGGAAGAAAUGUCUUUGGUUCAGCGCCAAUCUAGCUCAGGAUCCGACGGGUCCGCGACGGUGGACGAGAAGAAGAGGAAGAGGAUGCUGUCCAACCGCGAAUCCGCGAGGCGUUCGAGGAUGAAGAAGCAGAAGCAGAUUGAUGAUUUGACGACUGAGAUCACCCGUCUGGAGAUGUCGAACAAUCAGGUUCGGCAGACAGUCGAUGCCAGGGAGCGGAGCUACAAUGAGAUAGAGUCUGCAAACAAUGUGCUGAGAGCUCAAGCAAUGGAGCUCACCGAUCGACUGCAGUCGUUAAACUCGGUCCUCCAUAUAUUCGAAGAGGUCAGCGGCUUCUCGGUCGACAUCCCCGAGAUGCAUGAUCCUCUGCUUAAGCCAUGGCAGCGCCCCUACCCGUCGCAGCCCAUCCCGGCCUCGUCCGGCAUGUUCUUCAUUUGAUGACGAUCUUCAUCGCUUCUGUCUGUCAGUGUUUUGGUGGUGUUCGUCUUUUGAUUUCGAUUUUAGUUGUUGGGUUGAUGUUAGCCUCAGUUGUUUUUGGUGUCUUUAAUUAAUAGUUGUUGUAGUCAGUGUCUUUGCACAAGCUUGUUUCAUGAUGGAUUAGCAGUGCAUUUGGGUUUGCUGUUGGAACUUGGAACCGAACCGUGUGUACAAUGUUGUUCAUUUGGUCUGUAUAAAUCAAAUGUUUGUGGUGCUUGUUAGCUGUGGAAUGUAGAGUUGCUCUUUUUGUUGGUAA
Pyrus x bretschneideri (Chinese white pear) is the source of this 1229-nucleotide messenger RNA. Its product is annotated as bZIP transcription factor 53-like. Gene Ontology annotation, molecular function: DNA-binding transcription factor activity; transcription cis-regulatory region binding. Gene Ontology annotation, biological process: positive regulation of DNA-templated transcription. Gene Ontology annotation, cellular component: nucleus. NCBI's taxonomy places the organism in Eukaryota, Viridiplantae, Streptophyta, Magnoliopsida, Rosales, Rosaceae. The transcript has a single exon. The coding region runs from base 506 to 934 and encodes 142 amino acids. The record is from RefSeq and is a predicted model, not a curated record.